Molecule: messenger RNA, 2230 nt
Organism: Balaenoptera musculus (blue whale)
Lineage: Eukaryota; Metazoa; Chordata; Mammalia; Artiodactyla; Balaenopteridae
Gene: TLNRD1
Product: talin rod domain containing 1
Exons: 1
Coding region: 468-1556 (362 amino acids)
Molecular function (GO): actin binding
Source: RefSeq, a predicted model, not a curated record
UUCAAAGGAAGGAAGGAAGGACAACUCCCAGCUUCCCUCUCCCGCCCCACUCCCCCCCCCGCCCCCCCGCUCGGGCGGUCGGACCGGGCCAUGCCCAGGAAGGCGGCGGCGGCGGCAGCCCAGCAGAAGGGACUUUCCUGGCAGUCCGGCGACGAGGAGCGCGGUCUGUGAGUUUGCUUUGCUCCGGUUCAUGGUUCCUGCAAGCCCUCCAAGAGGCCGAACGCUGCGCCCCCUCCCCGCGCCCCGAAGAGCCUCCUGCGUUCUCUGGCCCCCGGGCCCGCUCCGCGCCGCCCGGGCUCCGGCCGCCGCAGCCCAGUGCCCUCUGCCCGCGGCGGUGGAUGGCAUGAUGGUGCGGGGAAGGCACCGCGGCCUUGGCCAGCUGAGUCGCGACGGCCGCGGGGGCGGCGGCAUCGGCAGCGGCGGUGGUAGCGGGCUCCCCAGCGGCAUGCCAGUGCCCCCCGGGCGCGAUGGCUAGCGGCAGCGCUGGGAAGCCCACUGGCGAGGCGGCUUCUCCGGCUCCAGCGAGCGCCGUCGGCGGGGCUUGCUCGCAGCCCCGGAAGAGGCUGGUGUCUGUCUGCGACCACUGCAAGGGCAAGAUGCAGCUGGUGGCCGACCUGCUGCUGCUGUCGAGCGAGGCGCGGCCCGUGCUCUUCGAGGGCCCCGCCUCCUCUUGUGCCGGUGCCGAGUCCUUCGAGCAGUGCCGGGACACCAUCAUCGCGCGCACCAAGGGGCUCUCCAUCCUCACCCACGACGUGCAGAGCCAGCUCAACAUGGGCCGCUUUGGGGAAGCGGGGGACAGCCUGGUGGAGCUGGGCGACCUGGUGGUGUCCUUGACCGAGUGCUCCGCCCACGCGGCCUAUCUGGCGGCUGUGGCCACGCCGGGCGCGCAGCCCGCGCAGCCGGGCCUGGUGGACCGCUACCGCGUGACACGCUGCCGCCACGAGGUGGAGCAGGGCUGCGCAGUGCUGCGCGCCACCCCGCUGGCCGACCUGACCCCGCAGCUGCUGCUGGAGGUGUCGCAGGGCCUGUCGCGCAACCUCAAGUUCCUGACGGACGCGUGCGCCCUGGCCAGCGACAAGUCCCGGGACCGCUUUUCGCGCGAGCAGUUUAAGCUGGGCGUCAAGUGCAUGAGCACGAGCGCGUCGGCGCUGCUGGCCUGCGUGCGCGAGGUGAAGGCGGCGCCCAGCGAGCUGGCGCGGAGCCGCUGCGCGCUCUUCAGCGGGCCGUUGGUGCAGGCGGUUAGCGCACUGGUGGGCUUCGCCACCGAGCCGCAGUUCCUGGGUCGCGCGGCGGCCGUGAGCGCCGAGGGCAAGGCGGUGCAGACCGCCAUCCUCGGCGGCGCCAUGAGUGUGGUGUCGGCCUGCGUGCUCCUGACCCAGUGCCUCAGGGAUCUGGCGCAGCACCCCGACGGGGGCGCCAAGAUGUCGGACCACAGGGAGAGGCUGAGGAACUCGGCCUGCGCCGUGUCUGAAGGCUGCACCCUGCUAUCUCAGGCUUUAAGGGAGAGGUCUUCGCCCAGGACUUUACCGCCAGUGAAUUCCAAUUCUGUGAAUUAGCACCCUCCCACCCUCAUCCCAUUCUUCCACCCCCCCACCCCCAGGCUAAAGGAAGAUACUUAUUCUCUGCCCCUCUCCAUUUAUACCAAAGAAAUCAAAAGUGAACUCCCCCACCCCAUGUUAAAUGCUCGAGAGGAAUCUUCCAGAAGGCAGGGCCAUGCAGACCAUUUACACGCGCACUCGCACUCGGAGGGCCCCCGGUGCCCAGCAGCCCACGCCAGGAGAUGGAAGAUGUGUCAUCUGCUGGGUGCGGUAUUACCCCUGCCCCCUACCCCGGCUCCUCUUCCGGAAUUCCUCCACUAAAUUUUAUUAUUAAUUGGGCAGGAAGGAGGUCAUGGGUUCAUUUCUUUUUUGGUCUUUUUUUUUUUUUUUCCCCUAAUUAAGAGAAAGGUUACCUCAGUUUUCACUCCUUAGACAUGGAUGUAGCUACCUUUUUUGUAUGUUGUUAUUUUUUUAAGCAGUCGUGAUGGGUUAGGCGUAUAAUUGGUGUGGAAAGAGUAUGACUUUGCCAUGUGAUUUGCAAAUGGGGGGAAAAGCUACUGUGAGUGUGUGUUUUAUUUUUUAAUUUACACUAUAGAAUGAUUUCCCCCCCGCCCCCAAUGUCAAGUUUUUACCUUGCAUGUACUGGAGUAUUUAUUUCAUCUAUUAAUAAAAUGUUAUGUUUCUCAGAUGGC